Messenger RNA from Vicia faba (fava bean), 1116 nucleotides. Lineage: Eukaryota; Viridiplantae; Streptophyta; Magnoliopsida; Fabales; Fabaceae. The record is from the annotation of a GenBank genome assembly.
AUGAACUUCAAAUCCCCAAAAUCAAAACCAAAACUUUUUUUCUUCUUUCUCACCCUCUCCCUCUUGUAUCUCCAAUCUCAAUCACUAUCUUCCACCAACACCAAAAACAAUGCCUCAAAACCAAGAAAAACAAUCAUCAAAGAUCAAUUCAAAGAAGCCCCGCAAUUCUACAACUCACCAAAUUGCGCCACCAACGCAGAACCAGACACAGACACCGAACAUGACUCUGACACAUAUAUCUGCUCAGAGAAAGCCGUCCAUGUCGCAAUGACAUUAGACACAACAUACAUCCGAGGCUCCAUGGCUGCAAUCCUCUCUGUCCUCCAACACUCAUCAUGUCCACAAGACAUCAUCUUCCACUUCGUCUGUUCCUCAAACUCUUCACUCCUCCACUCCACAAUCUCAAACUCCUUCCCUUACCUCAAAUUCCAAGUCUACAAUUUCGAGGAUUCCAUCGUUUCAGGACUAAUCUCAACCUCAAUCCGCUCCGCCCUCGAUUGUCCCUUGAACUACGCAAGAAGCUAUUUGGCGAAUCUAAUUCCACUAUGUGUCAGAAAAAUCGUCUACUUAGAUUCAGACCUAAUACUAGUCGAUGAUAUCGCGAAACUCGCAUCAACACCAUUAUCCGAAAAAAAUUCAGUCCUCGCAGCCCCAGAAUACUGCAACGCAAAUUUCACAUUCUAUUUCACCCCGACAUUCUGGUCCAACCCAUCACUGUCCCUAACAUUCGCGAACAGAAAGCCAUGUUACUUUAACACAGGAGUAAUGGUGAUCGAUCUAGAAAAAUGGCGCGACGGAGAUUACACGACGAAGAUCGAAGAAUGGAUGGAACUACAAAAGAGAAUGAGAAUCUACGAGCUUGGCUCAUUGCCACCUUUUUUACUUGUUUUCGCAGGCGAAAUCGUUGCGGUGGAUCAUAAAUGGAAUCAACACGGUCUCGGAGGUGAUAAUUUUCGAGGGCUUUGUAGAGAUCUUCAUCCUGGCCCAGUGAGUUUGCUGCAUUGGAGUGGAAAAGGGAAGCCAUGGGUGAGACUGGAUGCUAAUAGGCCUUGUCCUUUGGAUGCUCUUUGGGCACCUUAUGAUCUUUUGCAAACACCAUUUUCUCUUGAUUCUUGA